AUGAUAGACGCCCCACUAUCUCUGGUUUGGUCUUUGGUUCGGGAAUUCGACAACCCACAAGCAGUUCAUCAAGACCUGCAACAUGAUUGCUGGACGAGGCGGCGCCGGAAGUGUACGGGAGAUCACGGUUGUCUCCGGCCUCCUGCCGGAAACAGCGUGGAGCUGGAUUUUCUUGAUGAUGCUUCGCAUGUUAUGGUGUUUACUAUAAUUGGAGGGGAUCAUAAGCUUGUGAAUUAUCAGUCUACCACUACUUUGCAUGAGGAUGAUACAGAAGAGAAAAGUGGCGGUGCUGGGGACAAGACAGUGGUGAUUGAGUCGUACGUUGCGGAUAUUUCUGUUGAUAGUUGUAAAGAAGAUACUUGUCUGUUUGCUGAUACAAUAAUAGGGUGUGCUUUUGCUUUUCCCUUUCCUUCCCCGGUAAGGUGA
Fraxinus pennsylvanica is the source of this 426-nucleotide messenger RNA. The record is from the annotation of a GenBank genome assembly. Lineage: Eukaryota; Viridiplantae; Streptophyta; Magnoliopsida; Lamiales; Oleaceae.